UGCCAGGAACUAGCGAGCCUCUGUUACACAGAUUUAUCCCAGCCUUUGUAACAGUGAUGGCAGAACUGUUGAAUCCUCCUUUCAUGCAGAACCGCAUACGGGCGCUUACAUUUCUACAGAAGAAGAAAGGCAUGUCUUACGAAAAAUGGCGCCAUUGGAUGGAGGUCCACGCUCAAAUUGCUCUAGGAGUUCCAAUCGUUAAGAGAAAUUUGUUGAAAUAUGAACAGCUUUAUGUGAAUCUAGAAUGGAAAGAAAGACUUCGUCAAAGCCCCGGAAUGAGAAUACCCGACUUCGAUUGUGUAGUCGUAUUGGAAGGAGAGUCUUUGGAAAAGCUCAUAGAGGUCAACCGAGACCCUGAAUAUAUAGAAAAAGUGGCUGGUGAUGCAGUGAAUAUCCUCCAACUUGAAAAUAUUAUCCAAGGAGUCUUCAACAUCGCUGUUAUCGUGGACAAAUCGGCCAAAAAUUCCAAGCCCAAAGUCGGGUGCUUCAUUCGAGAGGAUGUUGGGAAGGUGCUUCUACCCCUUCACAGAAAAGAUGGAUCUAGUCAUGCGGAGUUCAGUCAACAUUGGUUGAACGUCCAUGCUCCGUUAUUCAAAGAUCUACUGGCUACCAGUGCCUCUAUUUCCAAGUACGAGCAGCUUCAUGUUCAACAGGGACCGGAAAUCUUGCCUGGGAGUCCUUUGGAUUGGGAUGGAGUCGGCGUAUUCGAAGCGGAGUCAAUUGCAAAGGUUAUGGAGGCCUUUACGGACGAGAGGUUUAUUAAGAUCGGGACGGAGGACGGCGCCAAGUUCAUUAGCGAUGGCCUGUCCGAUAUUUUUCCUUGCGAGGUGGUAACAUUGAUCGACGUUGAUUGAUAAUUGAAAUAUCUUAAACAAUUAUUUCUUGGUUUCGUGA
Molecule: messenger RNA, 894 nt
Organism: Marasmius oreades (fairy-ring Marasmius)
Lineage: Eukaryota; Fungi; Basidiomycota; Agaricomycetes; Agaricales; Marasmiaceae
Exons: 7
Coding region: 57-854 (265 amino acids)
Molecular function (GO): oxidoreductase activity
Source: RefSeq, a predicted model, not a curated record